UUCCUUUUAGAAGCACACCAUGGACCCCUAUAGCUGUGUGUGUGUGUGUGUGUGUGUGUGUGUGUGUGUGUAAGUGUGUAACACAACACUGAUGAACUAAAUGCAGGAGCAGUCUAGUGACCUCCACCUGCUUUUUUUAAUCACUGGCACACGCACACGCACACACACACACACACACACCGAGCUCAUCUACAGUAACAUGGCAGCUGGCAGCAACAGGAGGAAGGAGUAUUUAUCAGUGAAAGAUCUGGAGAAGGUUUUGGACUCCUGCACUCUGAAUCUGAAUCAGAUAGAUGAAGUCUGGCCAAACCUGUACAUCGGAAAUGUAGGAAUAGCUCAGAACAGAACAGCUCUACAGAGGUUGGGCAUCACCCACAUCCUGAACGCUGCCCACUCCAAACGAGGAAGCAUCGGGGAUCAGAACUUCUACGGCACAAGCUUCGUUUACUGUGGGAUCCCGGCAGACGACUCGACUCAUUUCGAUCUGGACGUUUACUUCAAACCGGCAGCGGAUUUUAUUCACAAAGGCCUGAAAACAGUGGAUGGCAAGGUUCUGGUGCACUGCAUUAUGGGUAUGAGCCGCUCAUCCUCGCUGGUGCUGGCGUACCUGAUGCUCUAUCACCAAAUGCCUCUGCGUUCAGCCAUCCAGCGCCUCAUCCGGAAACGAGCCAUCUAUCCCAACAGGAACUUCCUGGCACUGCUGCUGGACCUGGACCUGCAGCUGAAACGAAAGCGCAGAGUCUGCACGCUGCUCUAAACCGUUAUCCACAUAAACUACAGACGAACUACAGAUGAACUACAAACAAACUACAGACUAACUACACAAAAACUACAAAUCACACAUGACACCUGCAAUAAAACAACACACUCUCUGUCAUUAUUUCUUUCUCUGAAAUCUUAUAAAGCAACAAACCCAAAUUCUAUCAAAUUCAACUAAAACUGGUGUUUGGGUGGCGCAACAGCGUAAUGUUCUAGCCGACCACUGUGCAGACCAGAGUUUGAGACUCUGAGAAGCUUUUGAGACGCUCUACAGACAGUUGUUCAUGUUGGCUGCUGCGACAGCGACUCCUCCCACUGACUGGACAAGGCAAAUAUAGUGCGGUCAUCGUGUUCAAGCACCAGACAUGAUAACCUUUGACCCUCCUCAGCCAGCGUGGGUGUCGUGUACUGCAUGUGGCGGAGGAAUUGCAGUGGGAAGUGGAAGUUACUAAAUAAUGGAAGAAAAGGGGAAGGAUGCCCCAUGACAUCUUUGCCAGUUUAGUCGGGUUUUAGGUUAGCACAUCUCUCCGAAGAGAUGUGCGAGCCAUGGCGACCAAGUCUGAACAAGAUAAAUAUAUAUUUAUAUAUACUGUAUAUAAGAAGACCUAUUAUAGUUAUUUGUGAAUAAAUACAAUAUUUCUCCCAAUG
Messenger RNA from Trichomycterus rosablanca, 1407 nucleotides. RefSeq names its product dual specificity protein phosphatase 13A-like. Gene Ontology annotation, biological process: negative regulation of MAPK cascade; protein dephosphorylation. Gene Ontology annotation, molecular function: protein tyrosine/serine/threonine phosphatase activity; MAP kinase phosphatase activity. The transcript has 3 exons. Bases 101 to 757 code for a protein of 218 amino acids. Gene Ontology annotation, cellular component: cytoplasm. The record is from RefSeq and is a predicted model, not a curated record. NCBI's taxonomy places the organism in Eukaryota, Metazoa, Chordata, Actinopteri, Siluriformes, Trichomycteridae.